Molecule: messenger RNA, 1590 nt
Organism: Ipomoea nil (Japanese morning glory)
Lineage: Eukaryota; Viridiplantae; Streptophyta; Magnoliopsida; Solanales; Convolvulaceae
Exons: 5
Coding region: 121-1230 (369 amino acids)
Cellular component (GO): chloroplast
Source: RefSeq, a predicted model, not a curated record
GCUACACCCCUCAAAAAUCUCUGAACCCUCAUCACUUCCUCUCUGAAUUUUCUGUCAGAAAAUUCUUUACAAUAUUUCACAUAUACGUUGAAGAUUUUUUUUGGUUGUGAAGAAGAAGAAAUGUCAGUCAAGAUUGGGUCUUCAUUUUCCUCUGUUUUCACCUCUCCUUUGCCUUUUCAAUCCAAGAAAGCCCGCAUGAUUAGCUCAAGACUCAGAUUGCUUGACAUGCAGCAUUUUGGUGCAGAUACUGCAAGCAAUGAUAAAUUUGUUAGGUCAUACAAGCUCAUGCAUGGAAAGCUAAGGAUGCACGGAAGUUUUUCAAAGAGGCAAUUCAACUUCUUUGCUCUCUCCUCGGAGGAUCAAUUAUUGGAUAGUGAGCUUGAACAAGAUGCUUCUAAGCAAAAAAGUCCAGAGCCUUUUAUUGAAGAUUUCUCUGCAGAUGCUUCAGAUGUUGAAGCUGAAGGAUUAGGAGGAGGAAGGCCUGGCUUAAUUUCUUUUUAUAAUCGUCCUUACAGAAGAGAAGAUGAGCUCAUUGUGUCUAAUGGUGGAAAGAACGAAAGCACUCUGUUGUGGGUUGUUGGUCCUGCUGUUCUUAUAGCCUCUUUCAUCGUUCCCUCGCUCUACUUACGCAGGAUAAUAUCUACUAUUUUUGAGGAUUCUCUACUAACUGAUUUCCUUAUACUGUUUUUCACGGAGGCUCUUUUCUACUGUGGAGUUGCAAUAUUUCUUCUACUAAUUCACCAUUUAAGAAGGCCACUUGAGUUGGUAUCUUCAGCAUGUAACAGAAAUAUUACCCCCCCACCAUUGGCAUAUAGAAUCUCUUCGGUUGCUAUCUUGGGUCUGAGUCUUACAAUUCCAAUGGUGACAAUGGGAUUUGUUUGGCCAUGGACUGGCCCAGCGGCUUCUGCUACUCUUGCCCCGUAUCUUGUUGGUAUUGUUGUACAGUUUGCGUUUGAGCAAUAUGCAAGAUAUGUGAAGUCACCUUCAUGGCCUGUUAUUCCAGUUGUUUUCCAGGUUUAUAGGUUGCACCAACUAAACAGGGCAGCACAACUGGUGACAGCACUUUCAUUCACAGUAAGGGGAGCCGAGACGACACCUCACAACUUGGCAAUAAACAGUUCACUGGGUGCACUCUUAAAUGUACUCCAAGUCCUUGGUGUGAUUUGUAUUUGGUCACUUUCGAGCUUCGUCAUGAGAUACUUUCCUUCCAUAAACAUGACUGAGGGGUGAUUUUCACCAAAAAACUCUUCAAACAACAGCAAAGCCGGCAGUUUCUUUCCCUGCCCACUUUGAAGCUUAUUACCUAUUAUUAUGGUGUUGGCUGGUUGUAAUCUCACCUAUGACCUAUAGUUCUUCUAUGACUGACUCAACCUAUUAUGGAAGCACAUAGGAAACGGAGGCGAUCUCAUUGAAUCUUCAAGAUUUUAAGGCAUCAUACUUACAAAUGACUCAGAAAUUUAUACGGCAAAAGGGAAAGCAGUUGCUUUCCCUGUUGUUUUAUUCUGCUCCACUAGGCUGCAUGCAUUGUGUACUUGAAGUGGAACUCUUUUAGUAUAAUCAAUUCUUUGAUGGUUAUCUCCUGUAAAUUUA